AUGGUCGAUAUCAGUUCUGUGGAUGCUUCUUUGUGGUGGGACUCAUUCGCUGUGCUCCUCACAGAGCUUGAGAAUUCGUCUCUGUCCUCAGAUCUCCCACCUAACUUGGUGAAGAAGUUGAAGGACAACCAUGCUUGGUUCGUAGACACACUUUCACGCUUCAAACCGCCCAAUCAGAGUUCCAAGGAAGCUCUGAAUUCAAAAACGCUGAAAAUUGGAUCUCACCAGCUCACUGUUCAGCCUCACCUGAGAGAUAAAGCGUUGCAGAUUAGCUCCAACCUGGCUGGAGUGAAAUCAUUUUGUCAUGCUGAUAGCCUCGAGGUGAUUUUCUAUUGCCAUUCAUUUCAGCUACUAGAUGAGGUUCAAUCAUACAUUUUUGUGGAAAGGUCAACCAAACAUAACAAUGCUGCUGCUGCUGAUUCCAUCUCUCCAGAGUUUCCUCACAUGGUCAACAUAUGUUCUGCCAUGCACCACUACAAACACAUGCUCUUCACAGCUCUGCUUUCAUGUCCUCAUUUGGGUCUUGGAUAG
Messenger RNA from Sphenostylis stenocarpa, 531 nucleotides. The record is from the annotation of a GenBank genome assembly. Lineage: Eukaryota; Viridiplantae; Streptophyta; Magnoliopsida; Fabales; Fabaceae.